UAUCGUGCUCGCCGUUGUCGUGUCCGCUUGCUUUUUUGUAUAUACUCGCUUAUUUGCUGCUCGUUUAACUGCGACGACGACUACGACGAAGACGACGAUCAACUUUGGAUUCAUUAUAGAAAAUUAAACGUAAAUUUAAUAUACUAAUUAAAAAUAAAAUAAAUCUAUGUAUGUUACGGGACAACCACGUUGGGAUAACGCAAAAUUAAAACACAAAAAGGGCGAUUUGAAAAGAGCUAAUCCAUUCAAGGCUAAAGAAAAUUUCAUAAUUUAAAAAUAUUUGCAACGCAGCAAGAUAAAGUUGGAGAAUAUUCACAAAAAAAAAAAUUACAAGCCAUCUAUAAUAAAUACUAGUAGGAAAAGCUAAUAGCACCGACAUAUGUAUUGUAUGUAGACGUAUGUAGACGUAUGUACAUACUUAUAUACUAUAUACGUAGAUAGUACAUACAUGUGCAUAUACCACCUAUAAAAGCUACAACCGCCUACGUUAGCGUCAUUAACAGCAGAAGCAGAGCAAGAAGCAAAUCGCGACAACUAAUAACCAAAUUUGAAACGUUAAUUACAGUAAUUGCAGCAAAAAUACAUAAAAUUAAACAACAACAACAGACGUGGCAACAAUAUUUUAUAACAAAUAAACAAAAUAGCAAAGUAAAUUACAACAAAAAAGGAGAAAAAAAAAACUGCAACAUCAACACCAGCAGCGCCAGCAGCAGCAACAGCAACUAACCAAUCAUCAAGCCAGCAAACAAACAACCAACCAAGCAACAACAACAACAACAGUAGUGUAAAGAACUUGUAAAAAUCGCAAUUGUUAUAAUUACAAUACUAAGCAUAAAAGUACAAACCACGGAUCAAUACCAAAAAUGGAGGCAAAAUUCUUGGCAAGCGUCAUUUCAUUCCUCUCGAUAUUUUUAGCGAUUUAUGCUGAUACCGACUUCUUGGUGCCAAACUAUGAUAAUGCAGAACAUCAGUUAAAAGUAUUUGAAAUCAGAUCACCUCUAGUACUUAGCUGUAAUAUAACCAAAGCUGGUGAUUAUGUACUGAAAUGGGAGAAGAACGGUACGGAUAUCACGAAAGUCAAAGAACUUGAAGGCCGUUAUAGAAUUCUUGCGGCCGAAAGAAAGUUCAUAAUCGACCGAACAGAUACCUACGAUGAUGGUCUCUACAGUUGUGUAGCCGAUAAUCAGAAAAAACAUAUUAAUGUAGUUGCUCGCGUUGUUGUACGAGUGCCUUCAAAUACCGGUGUUGUCGAGGGUGAGAAAUUGUCAAUUGCCUGUACAUCUAUUGGUACAGAUCCACAAUUGUCUUGGAAGAUUGGUAAUUUAACAAUCUCAAACAGCACAGGUCGUUAUAUUUUGAAACCCGAUGAUAAUCAAGUGAAAAACGCAAUCUUGUCUAUUGAGAAUAUAAGCCUUGAUGAUAGAGGCGAAUUUAAAUGCAUUGGACGUAAUGACGCCAAUGAGUAUGCUGACUACGCUGAGGCCAGUGAUGCUUCAUUUGUUCGUGUUAAGGGCAAACUCGCCGCCUUGUGGCCUUUCCUGGGUAUCUGCGCCGAAGUACUGAUCCUCUGUGCGAUCAUUCUCAUCUACGAAAAGCGACGCAACAAGAGUGAAUUGGAAGAAAGCGACACAGAUCCACAAGAUCAAUUUAAUAACGUUAAGUGUGAUGAUGAUCAUUGGAACACACACACACACACCAAUGCAGCAUGGAAACAACAUAUGUACAUACAUACACGCAUGCAUAUAGGGCACACUCAUGCAUACAUAUGUACAUACAUGCCAACCUUGAAAAAAAAAAGUGGAACUGCAUACAAAAAUAUACCCUUAUAAGGCAUGACAUUAUAAAUUAAACUAAUCUUAUGUAAAAUGUUAUUUACCACAACAACAACACUUUGACAUGAAACUAAAAAUGAAAACCAAUGAUGAUUAGUUGAACAGAAUUGCAAUAAAAAGCUACAAAUUAAAAAGAAACAGAAAUAACAUAAAAUGAAAUGUAUUAUAUUUAAGUGAGAGUUCCAUAAAUAACUACAUACAUACAUAAAUAGGGCGACAUGAAUGAUGUGUCACAAUAAUUGCUGAUUGUAGAUGACGAUUUCGACCUUUAACCCUAGAGCACACGCCUCCACCAUCGCAUACAUACCCCAACAGGCAUACAUAACAUUACCUUCUGUGAGUACUAAACGUUAAAUAGGCAGGAAAGUUAGGCAAGAAUUAAAAGAAAAGUAAUGAAAAACGUAUUCGAAACUAAAAUAAUAAUCACAGAAAUAAAUAGCACUGUAUUGUUUAAGCUGAAGAAAACUGAGUACAGGCUAGUUAAAAUACUUACACAAAAAAAAAAACCCCGAGACCCACUUAACGGUUUAUGUAAGUAUGUAUGUACGUAAUAAAAACACCU
Rhagoletis pomonella (apple maggot) is the source of this 2394-nucleotide messenger RNA. RefSeq names its product neuroplastin (gene Bsg). The transcript is spliced from 8 exons. Gene Ontology annotation, molecular function: cell-cell adhesion mediator activity. Bases 864 to 1829 code for a protein of 321 amino acids. The record is from RefSeq and is a predicted model, not a curated record. Gene Ontology annotation, cellular component: plasma membrane; axon. Lineage: Eukaryota; Metazoa; Arthropoda; Insecta; Diptera; Tephritidae. Gene Ontology annotation, biological process: axon guidance; dendrite self-avoidance; homophilic cell-cell adhesion.